GAGCCGACUGGACUUGUCCACCGACAAACCAGCACAGGAUUGAGCUCCUGCCAAGUGCAGUCCCUCCCAAGGGCCGUAUCUACAGGAUGUCAGCUGCUGAACUCGAUGAGCUCAGGAGACAGCUCGAGAACCUGACCAGCAAGGGCUGGAUCAGACCGAGCACUUCUGAAUUUGGGGCUCCAAUUCUCUUUGUUCCAAAGGGAAAUGGAGAAUUCAGAAUGUGCAUAGACUAUCGGGGUCUCAACAAAAUAACUAGGAAGUCGACAGAGCCCCUUCCUAGGAUUGAUGAUCUGCUGGACAUGGUGCAGGGUUGUACAAUUUUCAGCAAGAUCGAUCUCAAAUCUGGCUACCACCAGAUUGAGAUGGCUGAAGGUGGGGGGGAUCAGGGAGAUGGAGGUAAGGGCAAAGGGGGAGUGCUAGCAUCGAAUGGACAGAAAAAGCAAAAUGGGGGAGGAAAAUGGGAAGAUAGAUUUGCGGCACUCCAAGAAGCUGAAGGGGGACCGGAAAGUGGGGGGAGCCAGACUGACAGUCUCGCCCCACCGAGAAACAUUUUUAAGGACGCCUUUGGGCCAACACCAAUGGACGUUGAGACGGGCGAAAGGAAUGGCGAGGAAAGAGGAGUGUUUCAGGAUACUCCUCCCCUAGAGGAUGUGGUGAUGCAGGAGGCAAGGGGAGCAGAUGAUGCAGAGGAACAAAACUCAUUAGAAGAUAGGAUGAGGCGGGUGGCUGAAUGGUUGUUGCAAUGUUUGCAGAACCGAUAUGCAAACCUCCCGGAGGAAUUUUGGGAUGACGCAUAUAGAAGCCUAAUCCCCCUGCUGGAAAAUAGUGGGAGCCUUAGAACAGCAUUAGAAAAAGGACUCCAAGAGCAACUGACCACCACCACACCUCAAUGUGUCUACAUAGCCAGGAAAUUCUACCACAAACUUUUUUCAUCAUAGUGUAAACACAUCCCUGAAGACAAAAGAAUACAAGAAAUAAAUGAAAUUUUGACCCCCCUUCAUAAACAAAUUACAGAACAACAA
Molecule: messenger RNA, 1022 nt
Organism: Chara braunii
Lineage: Eukaryota; Viridiplantae; Streptophyta; Charophyceae; Charales; Characeae
Source: the annotation of a GenBank genome assembly